Molecule: messenger RNA, 531 nt
Organism: Exophiala spinifera
Lineage: Eukaryota; Fungi; Ascomycota; Eurotiomycetes; Chaetothyriales; Herpotrichiellaceae
Exons: 3
Coding region: 1-531 (176 amino acids)
Cellular component (GO): mitochondrion
Source: RefSeq, a predicted model, not a curated record
AUGCUCUCUCCACGAGCCUUGACUCUCGCCGCAAGGUCGACCCGAUCCCUUGUCCGACCUCAACCACGUCUUUUCAAAGCUCCAUUCUCCGUCGCAACGGCGCAGAGGGCAGCUAUUCCACGAAAUGUGGUUGGAGAUUUCCCUUCCGACAAGGCCAUUGGGGAGAUUGACGACCCAGAGAUGAAUGGUGGCUACAUAAACCCUCCCAGAAUCAAGAGACAACACCGAGACCCUUAUGCCGACUGGGACGACAAGCAAGAACGGAGGAAUUUUGGCGAACCGGUACACGAAGACAAUGAAGUGCUGGGUGUCUUUGCCCUCGAGGAUUACACGCAUUUGACUACCGGCCAAGGGCUGUUGCUCUGGGGAGGCUUUAUUUCAUGUAUCCUUGGGAUCACCUACUUCGUCAAAGCGACCUACCCAGGGAAACCCAGUGUGCCCACGGAAUAUCCAGGUGGAUUGGACCAAGAACUGGGAGGAGCAGGCGCUGUCAGGGCUCACAAGGCAGGAGAUGCAGUAAAGCGUGUGUAG